Molecule: messenger RNA, 2003 nt
Organism: Cajanus cajan (pigeon pea)
Lineage: Eukaryota; Viridiplantae; Streptophyta; Magnoliopsida; Fabales; Fabaceae
Product: ubiquitin carboxyl-terminal hydrolase 6
Biological process (GO): proteasome-mediated ubiquitin-dependent protein catabolic process; regulation of proteasomal protein catabolic process; protein deubiquitination
Molecular function (GO): proteasome binding; cysteine-type deubiquitinase activity; protein binding
Source: RefSeq, a predicted model, not a curated record
GAGAAACAAUAUUUUACUUCAGUUACGAUCCAUGAUGAGAAGAAGAAUCUGGUGGAGUUUUGGUUCGUCGGCUGGCUCUGUGACCAUAACAUAAGCCGAACAGAGAGGAAAAAAGUGGGCCAAACACUCCUCCUGCCCCAAAUAUAAAAGCCUCACACAAAGGCCUCAUUACUGUCUUUCUUUUCGUUUCGUUUUGCCCUUUCUUCACGCCAACCUCUUUCUUCUUUUCUUCUCCUCCCCACUCUCUUCCUUCUCGAUCCUCCUUCCAUCAUGAUUACAGUAAGUGUAAAAUGGCAAAAGGAGAUUUUCAAAGAUGUAGAAAUUGACACUACACAGUCCCCUUUUGUUUUUAAAUGCCAAUUGUAUGAUCUGACUGGUGUUCCUCCUGAAAGACAAAAAAUUAUGGUCAAGGGUGGUCUUUUGAAGGAUGAUGCCGAUUGGUCAAAAUUAGGAGUGAAAGAGGGUCAAAAGCUAAUGAUGAUGGGUACAGCCGAUGAAGUUAUAAAGACUCCAGAGAAGGGAACUGUUUUUGUUGAAGAUCUUCCUGAAGAAGAACAAGUAGUAGCUGUUGGACAUACUGCUGGUCUUUUCAAUUUGGGAAAUACAUGUUAUAUGAACUCAACAUUGCAAUGCCUCCAUUCUGUGCCCGAGUUAAAGUCAGCUUUGAUUAAGUACUCAAAUUCAGGACGAAACAAUGAUGUCGAUCAGCCUUCUCAUAUGUUGACCAUUGCAACCCGUGACAUAUUCAAUGAACUUGAUAAAAGUGUCAAGCCUGUGGCACCAAUGCAAUUUUGGAUGUUAUUGCGGAAAAAAUAUCCUCAAUUUGGCCAGCUGCAUAAUGGAGUGUUCAUGCAACAGGAUGCUGAAGAAUGUUGGACACAACUUCUAUACACUCUCUCUCAGUCCCUCAGAUCCCCUGGAUCUAGUGAAAACCCCGAUGCUGUGAAGGCCCUUUUUGGCAUAGAACUUAUUAGCAGGAUUCAUUGUCAAGAGAGUAAUGAAGAAAGCUCGGAAACAGAGUCUGUUUAUUCACUUAAAUGCCACAUAUCACAGGAGGUGAACCAUUUGCAUGAAGGGCUAAAACAUGGGUUAAAAUCAGAGUUAGAAAAGGCUUCACCUGUGUUGGGCCGUAGUGCUACCUACUUGAAGGAAUCACGCAUAAAUGCCCUGCCAAGGUACCUAACUGUUCAGUUUGUCCGUUUCUUUUGGAAGAGGGAGUCCAACCAGAAGGCUAAGAUUUUGCGGAAAGUGGAUUAUCCUCUGGAGUUGGAUGUGUAUGAUUUUUGUUCAGAUGAUCUCCGUAAAAAAUUGGAAGCUCCUAGACAGAUCCUAAGGAACGAGGAAGGCAAGAAGCUUGGUCUGAAAGUAAAUGAGAAAAGCUCUGUUCAGAAGGAAAAUGAUGUAAAAAUGGCCGAUGUUGAGGGAUCAUCGAAUGGAGGAGGGGAGCCAUCUGUAGUUCCCAUGGAGGAGGGUGAAAAGGAAACACAGAUGACUGGAAUUUAUGAUUUGGUUGCUGUAUUAACCCACAAGGGUAGAAGUGCUGAUUCAGGACAUUAUGUUGGUUGGGUCAAGCAAGAAAAUGGGAAAUGGAUAGAGUUUGAUGAUGACAAUCCCAAACCUAAAGUAGAAGAGGACAUCACUAGACUAUCUGGAGGAGGUGAUUGGCAUAUGGCUUAUAUAAUCAUGUACAAGGCUCGUGUUGUAUCUGUUUAAUUGCUAGGAAGAGGCUAUUUGGUGUUUUACCUCAGAGAUUUAAGGAUUGUGAGAAGAAAUGGUAUCUUGUAUUGUACUCUCGAGGUUUGAGGCUUGUUAGUCAGUAUUUUAUUUGUUUUAGGUAAUUGUAUUUUUUAAAGGAUUAUUAGGAUUUGAAUUGAAGCUUGCUACCCUGAAUCUCCUCUCUUCCAUUGACUUGGUCCAUAAGGCAGUUGAAUAUUUAUGAUGAAUGAAACGCGAGAGCAACGUCCUUUAUGAAAUGCCUGGGGAGCAGGUUAGUUAAAUUUGCA